AUGCCUCCACGAAGAGCAGUUAGAGUUCGUCCAGCUAUGAAGAGUUUUGAGGAACAAGAGUUACCGAAUUCCCUAGAUGUUCAAACCCAAGAAGAGAUCAAGUAUGUUGAUCGUCGCGAAGCUAUCCGGAUAUUAAGUCAAGUUGCGACCUAUCAUGUUGGGCAGAGAGAUAAUCGACGCGAAGUGGUUGAUACUUCAAGAAUCCGUGAACUCUUAAGGAUGAACCCACCAAGCUUCUCAGGUUCAAGUAUUAGUGAGAAUCUGGAGAAUUUCAUUAAGGAGCUUAAAAGGAUAUUUGAUAUGGUUGCUGACAUGAGGAGUAGGAUGAGUUCAUAUGUUGCUGGGUUAUCUCGUCAGUCAAGCAAGGAAGGCAAGGCAGCUAUGCUGAUAGGGGAUAUUGACCUAGCAAGAUUCAUGAUUCAUUUACAACAAGUUGGGGAGGAUAAGUUGAAGGAUAGAGAAGAGUCUAAGAAUAAGAGGGCUAAGAUAAACAAAGAUGGGCACAAAAGAAAUUCCUAUAAUUUCAGGGCUCGACCUGCCUAUCUUCAAGGAAGUAUAGUACCAAGGGGUAGUAAGGCUCUUUCAUGUGCUAGGUGUGGUAGAACUCACCCAGGGAAGUGUCGUCAGGGCCAGACAGGUUGCUUUAAGUGUGGACAAGAGGGACACGUCAUAAAGGAGUGCCCUAAGAGCAGGCAAGGUAGUGGAAAUCUGAGCAGUAAGGCCCAAUCUUCUUCAGUUGUCCCACCAGACAGGAUGACACCUAGAGGAGCUACUUCUAGUACUGGUGGAGGGGCAAACCUCCUCUACGCAAUCAACAGUCGCCAAGAGCAAGAGGAUUCGCCAGAUGUUGUCACUGGUAUGAUUCGAGUCUUUGACUUUGCUAUUUAUGCUUUACUAGACUUCAGAGCAAGUUUAUCUUUUGAAAUUUCUUAG
Messenger RNA from Solanum verrucosum, 933 nucleotides. RefSeq lists its product as uncharacterized. The transcript is spliced from 3 exons. The coding region runs from base 1 to 933 and encodes 310 amino acids. The record is from RefSeq and is a predicted model, not a curated record. NCBI's taxonomy places the organism in Eukaryota, Viridiplantae, Streptophyta, Magnoliopsida, Solanales, Solanaceae. Gene Ontology annotation, molecular function: nucleic acid binding; zinc ion binding.